CGAGCAAGGCGCGCUGGUAAAGCUAGAGAUGUUGUCGAAAACACACUCCAUCAAGGGUGUGGAUGUGGUGCACCUCGUCAGAGAAGAGAUCCGGAUCGUACUUGACCACAAGUACUUCCAUGGGAGUGGCAGACAACGCGACUCGGUAACUUCCGAACACUCUCAAAUGGCAGCCGCUACCACCAUGUCCAGUAACUACUUCGCUAAGCCGGAACUCGACACAGGCGUGUUGCAUACGCUCGGUACAGAAGAAUAUCGACGCCACCUACUAUGCGAUUAUCAAGAUACCAUCGAAGAUCAAGAGCAAGCGACGCAGAUUCUACUGAAAGCAUUCGACCUCGAUCUACACGACAGUCCUUUGCUUUCGAACCCUGCUUCUCGCCGCGAAACCCGCGAAUUAAACACGCCGCCAGAUUUAUCUGAAACGCAACACACAGGCUCACAGAAUCCUUUCUUGUCGACUCCGAUGCGCAUGAAGCAUUUCUCCAAACUCAGCCCGUCCAUCCUGCGUGACCUUCUUCGCUCACCCUCGCUUCGCAACUCUAGCUUUGACAACGAGAACAGUCUCGAUAGCAUCCCUCGUAGCACUCCGGAAGCGUCCGAUCUCGCUGCCGCUGUCGCUUUCAAUGCCCGCUCAACCGACACUAUGCCUCUCACGCCCCCGCCCACCGCUCGCCUUCCGUUCACCGAAAGACUCGCUGAUUCUAGCAUCGAUUUCAUAGAAGAAAUCGCAAGCAUGUAUCUGAACGAUCUGCCUUCUCCAUUAGCUUGCAAGCCCGCGCCGUGCCACAUUCAGGUGUCACCGACGACAGUGCGGCAUUUCCAGAAGGUCAUCGAUGAGAUGAGAGGCGUUGAUGUGCGUCAAGUCUUGCAGAUUGAAGAGCAGGAAAGCGUGGUCGAGCAAACGUCGAUUGCAGAAGAAGGCAAGAUGGGCACAUUGGAGAAGGAGUUCGUUGGUCUGUUGCAUGAAAGAGCUAUCGAAGACGAAUCGGAAGCAAUAACGUUGCGCUCGCUUGCUGAUAGACUGGAACGGAUGGCACACGCCAGACGGCGAUUGGCUGGGACCAUGGAAGCGCAAGUUUCUAAUUGAAGCACAGGUGAUGAUUGGGCGUGGACUACGGAUACAAAUUGGUCGGAUGCAAUAGUACGAAUACAACAACAAUGGAAUCAAUGCAGGUGCUCAGACUCUUUGGCCCGAUCUCCAACCACUUUCUCCAUCCCAUCCAGCCACACAUUGACAUCGGCGCCGGGAGUUUUUCUUCCAGAACCAGACUGCGUCAGUUGACCUAUCCCAAUAUGACGAGCAAGAGCUAAAACAGGGAGCCGACGAAGUGAGCGCCCGGACAUGCCUUGACU
Messenger RNA from Mycena citricolor, 1356 nucleotides. NCBI's taxonomy places the organism in Eukaryota, Fungi, Basidiomycota, Agaricomycetes, Agaricales, Mycenaceae. The record is from the annotation of a GenBank genome assembly.